Molecule: messenger RNA, 2172 nt
Organism: Durusdinium trenchii
Lineage: Eukaryota; Dinophyceae; Suessiales; Symbiodiniaceae
Source: the annotation of a GenBank genome assembly
AUGUCAAAGACCAUAAGUCUUACAAAGAGUCAGUCCAUGCCCGCUCUGAAGCAAGCUCAGUCCGCGGACAUCAAGAGACGGAUCCUGGCCUCAGUGGAUAGGUAUCCAGGCCUCAAAGAUUCAGGUGCCUAUGUCGCUGCGCGAGUAGAUAAAGCACGGGAAAAAGAUCGACUGGCUGAAAAGGAGUAUUGGGCACAUCUCAAAAAGUUCAAGGAAGACGUCCAGUCCGUUUUCAAGUUGCCCAAAGACAGCUACGCUGGCAAGAGGAGUGUGCAGGAGGAGAUCAACGAGAAGGUCGAGAAGGGCCAACGAGCUUUGCAGGAGACGGACGAGAAGUAUCAGAAUUGGCUCAAGGAGAUGGAGGAGCGACAGCAAGAACGGAUUCAAGAAAAGUUGCAGCAAAGGCGAAAUGAGAUCGAUGAUUUGAACAACAGAAAACUGGAGAUGCAGGCUUCACUUCAAAAGGAGCUUGAAAACAAGGCUGCCGGAUUCAAGGAGAAGGAGAAGGAAUAUUGGAACUGGCUGGCCGAUGCAAAACAGGCGGUGGCUGCUCGGCCAGGGGUGGCACCUCUCUACAAGUUCGAUGGGAAGAGUGUCGAGGAAUUGGUGUCCGAGAAGAAGGCUGCGUUACACAAGGAGGUCUCUGCCAGGGAGCAGGAGUACCGAAUCUGGCUAGACUCUGUCAGCAAGCCGAAGUUCACGUUGCCAUCCCAGGCCGUGAACACUCCGGCGCAAAGAGCAUUGAUCGUUCAGGAAAAUGUGAGAAAGGGCUUGGAAAAGCUAAACGAAAAGACAGCGGAGUAUCAAAAAUGGCUCAAGGAAAUGGAGCAGCAAAAGCACGAAGCCAUGAUGGAGAAGGUGAAAGCAAAGCUGAAUGCUGACCGUGAAGAUAUUGAGCGAAGAGAGAAGGCUAUGAAUGCCCUUGAGGAAAAGAUGGCAGCAGUGAAAGCAGAAGAGGAGAGGCGAGCGAAGCUUUCGAGAGAGGAGGUGUUGCAAAUGUACCGCAAGGUUCACAACAAGCCUUUGCUGAUCGAACAAGCGUACGACUAUGGCAGGGUAUUCAAGAAAGCUCAUGAUUUGGAGUGCCGGGCAGCGAGGUCUUUAGAUGAGGUUGAAGCCAUCAUCAACGAUUUGUUCAAGAAGUAUGACCAGGACGGAAGUCAAUUCUUGGAUCCAUCAGAGUUCAAGGCCCUGAUGUCAGACUUGCAGCAACGGCUGGAUUUUCCCAAGAAUGAGAUCCUGCUCUUUCUGGCAGAGGCUGACAUGAAUGCGGAUGGCAAGAUCGAGUACGAGGAGUUUAUUCCUUUGGCGCUGCAGAUCAUUCAGGGAAUGUAUGCCAAGAAACGUCUUGAGCAGCAUUUGUCUGACGUGGACUUGCAAGCCGAAGAGCUGUUGGUGCAUGGCAUGUCAAGGGAGGAGCUCACGGCGUUGGUGGGAAGCAUGUUCGAGCGCAUGGACGAGGAUCACAGUGGCAUUUUGAACAAGCAGGAAUUUGUCGCUGCGCUCACUUCAAUGGAGCUUGGGCUUACUCGCCGCGAAAUCAACGCCAUCAUGUUUCAGGUGGACCAGGACCGCGAUGGCAAUGUUUCCUACAGGGAAUUUGUGCCAUUUGCCUUUGACUUGCUGCAAAAAAUGGCAUCGCUCCGGUUGCUGGAGACCGAGCUGGAGAAUGAUGAGCUGGCCCAGUACAUCUUGGACCUGUUCAAAGCCAAGGACACCGAAAUGACCGGAAUGUUGGGUCUCGACGAGAUGAGAGACUUGCUCCAUCAGGCCAUGUUGGGUUUGACGCGUAUGCAGAUCUACACCGUGCUCAGUGAAGCUGAGGUGAAUGCGGAUAACAUGAUCUCUUACUCCAACUUUGUCCCUCGAGCAGUUGGCCUCAUUCGGUCAAUGUUGUCCUUCGAGAAAGCGAUUGUGAAGAACGACACAAGUGCUCAGGAUGAGGAGAAAUUCUAUGCAGUCUUGGAUGAGGCUUAUGCGGGCACAGAAACUUUGGGCUUGCCAGACUUCAUGCAACGUUUAGAGCAGUCUAGCUUGUUGGAUAGCAAAGAGCUGGACGCCUGUCAUCGCAUGCUGGGGACAACCUACGCAGCCGAAGAGUUACCCGUAGAGGAGGCCAAGUCACAAGUCUGGGCAUUGGUGAAGAGCCUUCGCCGCGCCCGAGCUGCUUGA